GAGCGGGCUCUGGAAACAGCGGGCACCAUGGUCCACUUCGCCCCGCUGUCCAUGCCGCUGAAGCGCAGGCUACAGACCGCUGCCGUGUUGCAGUGGGUGUUCAGCUUCCUGGCUCUGGGUCAGUGCUGCACCUUGGUCUUCUUUGGACUCCUGUUCACCCGGUUCUGGCUGGUUAGCUUUCUGUAUGCCGUCUGGUGGUGCCUCGACUGGGAAACACCCAGCAGGGGUGGGCGGCGAUUCAACUGGCUUCGGACCUGCAGCAUCUGGAGAUACAUGAGAGACUAUUUCCCUGUGUCUCUCAUCAAGACAGCCGAGCUGGACCCCAGGAGGAACUACUUGGCCGGUUUCCACCCACACGGGGUGCUGGUGGCCGGCGCUACAACCAACUUCUGCACCGAGGCCACGGGCUUCUCCAGCCUGUUCCCUGGCAUCCGACCUCACCUGAUGAUGCUGACGCUCUGGUUCCGCAUCCCCUUCUUCCGGGAGUAUAUCAUGUCUGGAGGACUGGUCUCAUCAGACAAGGAGAGUGUGGUGCACCUGCUGAGCAAGAAAGAGGGUGGAAACCUGCUGGUUAUCGUGGUUGGGGGUGCACGCGAAGCCCUGGAUGCCCGUCCUGGGGCCUAUAAGCUGCUACUGAACAGCCGGAAGGGCUUCAUCCGUCUCGCCCUGCAAUACGGGGCUCCGUUGGUGCCUAUCUUCUCCUUUGGAGAAAACGAGCUGUUUGACCAGGUCAGCAACCCCUCAGGCUCCUGGCUGCGCUGGGUGCAGGAGCGGCUGCAGAAGGUCAUGGGCAUCUCCCUCCCCUUGUUCCACGCCCGCGGUGUGUUCCAGUACAGCUUCGGUCUGCUCCCCUACCGGCGCCCCAUCUACACCGUGGUCGGGAAGCCGAUUGAGGUGGAGAAGAAGACCAACCCCACCGAGGAGGAAGUGGACCAGUUGCACCAGCUGUACAUGGAAGAACUUUAUAACCUCUUCGAGGCUCACAAGACCAAGUACAACGUCCCUGACGACCAGCACCUUGAAUUCCAGUGAUGCCAGGGCCCGGCCAAGACGAGGCUGACUGGAUGGAUUUGGCAAGCUGGAGGGCCAGGAAGGCAACCGAGGCUGGGGCCUCCUGCAUGCCAGCCUUCUGUUGGGGAACGUCUCGCCGCCAGUGUGGGCUGGAGUUGUCCUGUGGCAGUCUUUCCUCCCCGCAAACUCCAUCUCCCUGGUUCAUUCAUUUAUUCCUUCAUUCAGUCGUAUUUAUUGAGCCCUUACUGUGUGCAGAGC
Tachyglossus aculeatus (Australian echidna) is the source of this 1269-nucleotide messenger RNA. It is a transcript of the gene MOGAT2, whose product is annotated as monoacylglycerol O-acyltransferase 2. Gene Ontology annotation, molecular function: diacylglycerol O-acyltransferase activity; 2-acylglycerol O-acyltransferase activity. Lineage: Eukaryota; Metazoa; Chordata; Mammalia; Monotremata; Tachyglossidae. The record is from RefSeq and is a predicted model, not a curated record. Gene Ontology annotation, biological process: triglyceride biosynthetic process; diacylglycerol biosynthetic process. Bases 28 to 1032 code for a protein of 334 amino acids. Gene Ontology annotation, cellular component: endoplasmic reticulum membrane. The transcript is spliced from 6 exons.